Molecule: messenger RNA, 850 nt
Organism: Ornithorhynchus anatinus (platypus)
Lineage: Eukaryota; Metazoa; Chordata; Mammalia; Monotremata; Ornithorhynchidae
Gene: PPP1R1A
Product: protein phosphatase 1 regulatory inhibitor subunit 1A
Exons: 7
Coding region: 140-709 (189 amino acids)
Biological process (GO): intracellular signal transduction
Cellular component (GO): cytoplasm
Molecular function (GO): protein phosphatase inhibitor activity
Source: RefSeq, a predicted model, not a curated record
GGGAGCGCGAGCGGGAGAGGCGGCGGCAACCGUGAGAACCCCGGGACCGUGUCCCCCUCCUCCCCCCCGCCAGGCCCAGCACGCUCGGCCUCAGGGACCCAGGGGUCCCACCGCCCCCUGCCCCCCCCCCACCCAAGUCAUGGAGCCGGACGGCAGCCCCCGCCGCAUCCAGUUCACCGUCCCCCUCCUGGAGCCUCAUCUGGACCCCGAGGCGGCCGAGCAGAUCCGUAGGCGCCGGCCGACCCCAGCCACCCUGGUGCUGACCAGUGACCCCUCGUCUCCAGAAAUCGAUGAAGACCGCGUCGCCAACCCCCUGCUCAAGUCGACUCUCACAAUGUCCCCACGGCAGCGGAAGAAGGUCACGCGGACCACGCCCACCAUGAAAGAGCUGCAGCUGAUGGUCGAGCAUCACCUGUGCCAGCAGCAGGAUGAGCAAGAGGAGGGGGCGGCAGCAGGGGGAGCCACGGACCCAGGCAGUCGGGAACAGUGGGAUCCAGCGGCCGUGGUCCCCGACCCCCCCGGCCAAGACACUUCCACGGACGCCGAGACGAGGCUCAGCCCCCCCGGGACGGCGGCCGGAGGGCCAGAAGGUCCAGUUGCUGACCUUACGGCUCCAGAGGCCGGCCGGGCGGAACCGUCCAUGGAGCCGCCGACGCUGUAUAUACCACCGAGGGGGGACCCGGGGGGCCUGGGUCCUGCCUCCCACUAGGUCCGAGAAAGACGGGUCCAGAGCUGCCCGCGGCCGGAGCCUGGGUGGGGAGGAGGGGGCCAGUGGCAUUCCCUGGCUGUUUCUUCACUUAGGGAAAAAUUCUGGUUUUUAAAAAGGAUAAAUUUGGAGUAGGUGGCUGCA